Chironomus riparius is the source of this 1935-nucleotide messenger RNA. NCBI's taxonomy places the organism in Eukaryota, Metazoa, Arthropoda, Insecta, Diptera, Chironomidae. The record is from the annotation of a GenBank genome assembly.
AUGGGAACAUCAGUUUUAAUUAUAACUUUCUUUAAUCCAGCUGAAAACAUUCAACGAAAGAUUCUUGAAGAUCAAGAUGAAUUAAUUCAUAAUGAUUGUACAAACCACAUAGAAAAUAUUCGAAAAAUUCAGAAUGCCUUUAAUAUUCUGAAUAAGACAAUUGGAACAGUGUUGUCGAUAAUUACUAUUAAUAACUUAACCGGAAUCACAACUAUUGUAUUUUCAACAAUUGCUUUAACAAGGACAAUAAAUUCAAUAUUUCUUUUAAUGUUCAACGCAAUUUCAAUCACAUCAAAUAUGAUAAUUACUUACAUUAAUCCAUCCCAAAAUAUUGAGUUCAAGAUAUCAGAAACACUAUUUAUCCUUACGAACAAUAUUACAAACUGUCAUAAAUGCAAAGAACACCGUAAAAUGCUUCUCAUCGAACUUUUAAAUAAACCUAAUUUAAGUGUUAGAUUCGACAAUACUUUUGCGUAUAUUGGAUGGUUUGCAGCAUUUAAAGUAAAUUUUAUUAUUUCCGCGUCAUUUAACUUUUAUAACAACUUCCAACAAUUUGUGCUGAUUACUUUACGAGAAAUUCAAAGUGAUCUUCAAGAUUUCGAAUUCAGUAAAAAUAAAUUGGAGAAAUCGAUCAUUAAAUUUGUAAAAAUCGAAAACUUUUUAGAAUAUUAUGAGAAAGUUUUUGGAUUACAGCAGACAGUUAGCAAUGUCACUUGUGUGUUUGCUUUUGUCACAUUUACAUUCAACUUUGCACAAGGAACAAGAUCUAAUUUCGAUGUUCAAACAAAAUUUAUAAAUGUGAUCACAUUCAUUCCAGUUAUCAUACAAGCGUCAUACUUCAUAUCAAAUUUUGCUGAGGAAAUUUCUAAUGAGAAAAGAAGCAUUUUAUUUAUAUUGAGUGAUGAUCUUUAUUAUUUAGUAUGUACUGAUUAUCAAAAAGAAAUUUCAUUCAACUUUAUUCGAACCUCAACAAGCGGACUUGAUAUUGAGCUUAAAUUUGUGAGCCUUUUGGCAUUUAUUCCUUACUUGAUUCAAAUUAAAAUUUUCAUAUCAAAUCUUUCUGAGGAUGUAACAGUUAAAAAGAUGAAGAUUUUGAUGAUUUUGAAUAAAAGUUUUAUGCAUAAUUUAUGUAAUCGAAAUGUUAAGAAAAUCCUUUUUAACUCUGUGCAGGCUUUUAAAUCUGAUUAUGAUUUCAAUAUGAAGCUUACAGGUUUUGUAACGUUUUUGCCAUUCCUCAUUCAAAUCAAGUUUUAUUUAACAAAUUUAGCAGAGGACGUAGAAAAUGAGAAAAUGUUAAUUUUAAUGAAUUUAAGUGAUCAACUUUCUUAUUUGAGUUGUACUAAGAAUCAUCGAAAUCAGAUUAAGCAACUUUUAAUAAAAUUGGCAUCAAAAAAUAAUAAUUUUAAAAUUUUCAAUAAAAUGUUAUUGGAUCACAAAUUUAUGUACUCAGUUGCAUCGAUUUCUUUGCUGUAUUUCAUUGUACUUAUACAAUAUGAGUUAGGAGAAGAACUUGCUUUCCACAAAGGUCUCGUUGUCCUGAAGUUAACGGAGUGCGUUCAGAAUAAAGACAAAAAAGAGUGCUUUAAUUUCGUUCAAACUUUAAUGUCAGAUUACGAUUAUGUAAUGAAGAUUUCAGGAUUUGCCACAUAUUUUCCAUUUAUCCUUCAAAUGACACUUUACAUCACAAAUUUUGCUGAGGACAUUGAUAAUGAAAGAAAGUUAAUUUUGUCUUUACUAAAUAAUCAAUUACCUUAUCUAUGCUGUGGGAAUGAUCAACGUGAGAAUAUCAAAUUGCUUUCAAUUAAGCUGCUGGCAAAGAACAACAAUUUUAAAAUAUUUAACAAAGUUUUGUUAAAUCAUAAAUUCAUGCAAUCAGUAUUGUCGAUAUCUUGGAUGUAUUUCAUAGUUUUAGUUCAGUUUGAGAUUGGAGUAUAA